AUGGACGACAACUGGAAAGAAAGACGCGUCGGGUACAAUUUAAACAUGGCUACAAACAGUAUUCAAGUGGCAAAUGUCAACUACGAGCAUCCCGUUGAUUUCUCUAUGGAAGAUACAUGCACAGUCGUCUUUCACGGAAAAACUCAUUUCUUCGGUGGAUUCCGGAAUCCGCGCCGAUUCGCGACCCUUCAAAACUGUCGAGUUGUUCCGAACUCUUACGGCCUCAGAUAUCCCCACAUUGAUGGAAUCUACGGCUCUUGCGCAGUGCACGCAAAUGCUGUCUUCAUGUGUUUUGGUAACGAAAGUGCUCCACUGGCAAAUCGAUGUCAAAUGUGGAGAGAAGGACAAGAAGGAAUGGACGAGCCAACAACAGCAAAUGAACACGAUUGGGCUGCGAUGGUUUCUUUCAACAAAAAAUUACUCGUCGUUGGCGGCUGUUCCAAGAACGGACCUGGCUGCAACGGCGCCGUGGAGACCUACCAGGCAGGAGACUACGAUGGCUGGACUAGUCUAACUGCUCAUCCAGCGACGGCGGGUAUCUUCGGACACGGAUUGACAACUGACGGAGAAUCGGUUUUCCUUUUUGGCGGCAUGACCAAGUCCCUCGGGGCCGACAGUUACAAUCAAUCCGUUUGGCGAUUCAGAAACAACACUUGGUCGGAAAUCGGAACACUCCAACAAGUAGCUAGCGGUGCAGUUGUGUCAACCGCCUUUCAAAUGGGUCGAUUCGCGUUUUCCGGCGAAAUUUACCUUGAAAAAUUCAACCUCGUCGGCGACAACGUCCAAUCAACAAGAAUCGACGCUCCUGACACUGAUGACAUGGAAAUGUACUACUCCUCAUUUCUGUAUACAGACGAACCUAUCUGCCUUUGA
Oikopleura dioica is the source of this 873-nucleotide messenger RNA. The record is from the annotation of a GenBank genome assembly. NCBI's taxonomy places the organism in Eukaryota, Metazoa, Chordata, Appendicularia, Copelata, Oikopleuridae.